Molecule: messenger RNA, 1164 nt
Organism: Bombus huntii
Lineage: Eukaryota; Metazoa; Arthropoda; Insecta; Hymenoptera; Apidae
Gene: CIAPIN1
Product: anamorsin homolog
Exons: 5
Coding region: 104-928 (274 amino acids)
Biological process (GO): iron-sulfur cluster assembly
Cellular component (GO): cytoplasm
Molecular function (GO): iron-sulfur cluster binding
Source: RefSeq, a predicted model, not a curated record
UCAUUAUUAACAGAAUUGCGCAUCUACCUUCUAUUAGAUUGUGGAAUCAGCUGAACUUCUGAAACUCUUAACAAUAUUUUAUGUUUACUUUGUUUAGUGAAAAAUGUCUUUUCUUAAAGAAAAUCAUAGUGUACUGGUGGUCCUAGAUAGCGAAAUUUCCAAUAAUGACAUAAUAGACUUUAUCAGUGGAAUUAAAAAACAUCUUAGCAAUGCCGAACAGCUGACAACUAUAUCAACGAAAGAGCUGCAAAAAUGUAUUAAUUCUUCCUAUGAUGCAAUUAUCUCCAUCUUUAAACAAUCAUGUCCGAAUCUUAAAAUGCUUUUAGAAGAAUCUUUGCGAAUGUUGAAACCUGGAGCAACAUUGAUUAUUUAUGAGUCACUCCAAGAAAAAGAAAAUGCACAUUCUCUUUACGAUGAAAGGAUAUCCAACUUAAAAUUAAUUGGUUUUAAAGUAAAAGUACAAGAAAGUUUAGAUACAAAACAAUUAAAAGAUCUUCUACUUAAUAUAUAUAAUAGUACAGAUAAUAUUUGUGAAGUAGUAGCAGAAAAACGUUCAUUUGAAAUUGGUUCUAGUGUAACACUUAAUUUUGGUGAAAAAAAAUCUAAUGUAUGGAAACUAGAUAGUGCUGUUGAUGAAGAAUUAAUUGAUGAAGAUAAUCUUUUAGAUGAAAGUGACAUUGUCAAACCUGUAACUAAUUUGAGAGUAUGUAGCACAACAGGUAAACGAAAAGCAUGCAAAGAUUGUUCUUGUGGAUUAGCUGAAGAAUUAAGUGGGAAAACUGCACCUGAAGGAACUGCAAAAUCUUCAUGUGGAAAUUGCUAUCUUGGUGAUGCAUUUCGAUGUGCUAGUUGUCCGUAUCUUGGUAUGCCUGCAUUUAAACCUGGUGAAAAAGUAGUUUUAUUUGAAAGUCAGUUAAAAGCAGACUAGUGAAAUAUUUGUGAGUUACACACAUAUUCUAUUUUUAUGUUAAUUUUUUGCAUGUAAUUAUCAUAAUAAUAAUUCUUAAUAUUGUUAAUCCUUGUUUUCCACUUUAACAUUUCUAUUCAAAAUACAGGAGUUUUUUCCUUACUUAUCUUUUCUACAACUGGAAAAAUAGUGUAGUAUACAUAUAGAAACUUAAAAGGAUGUAGUAUAAAAGUUAUGCAAUAAAAAUAUAAAACAUA